Messenger RNA from Cotesia congregata, 1407 nucleotides. Lineage: Eukaryota; Metazoa; Arthropoda; Insecta; Hymenoptera; Braconidae. The record is from the annotation of a GenBank genome assembly.
AUGGCUCUUGGAGUAUUUGAAAGUGCUUUAAGAACAUUAAAAAGCCCAAAAAUACCAUUCAUAGUAGGUCUGGCAGUUGCGAUUGGUGUUGUGUAUCAUACAUGCGUGUCUCCCUGGCUUCAUCAAGAUGAUUCAAAAAAUCCGCGCAAAGUUUCAAAGCGAUCAAUCAGUUCUCCGGUGAAAGUACGCGUGAAAAAACGAAAGAUUAUAAAAUUAGUUCCUGAGUUAACAGAGUUAAGUCAGAAAAAAAAUGACGUGUCUACGGAAUUUUUGUCCUUUAGAUUUAGAUCCGAUAUUUCUCAAUUGCAAAACAAUACUAUUUACACGACAACCUUGAAAUCUAAAGGAACUCAAACUGAUUUUCCAAAUUUGGUCAAUGCAAUUGAUAACAACAACAACAACAAUAAUUAUAAUAAUAUAAAUGAUUUGCACAGUUCUACUGAAUAUAAAGAGAUUAUAAAAAAUGAUCCACCGGAAAUCGGUGUUACAAUUAAAAAAAAAAUUGUUAAACCUCCGCGCAAGCAUCUACCUUCUCAAACAAAAGCGCAAUUGUCAUUUGUAAUCAAUAGUGAUGACAAAAUUAAUGAUAAUUAUGAUUUGAAGGAUAAACUUUACAAUUCACUGUACCCAGAAGUUGAAAUAAUUCAUUGUGAAGACUCAAAAUCGUUCAAGUCGGUGGUAGACCGAAAAGAUGGCGAUUGUAAUGAAGAAAAUGUAUCAAAAACUCCGGAAAGAGAACAAAGUUACCUAGAAUUAACAAAUUCAUUUGAAAUUGAAAGUAAAAAGCCAAAACUUGUGACGAGUUUCAUAAAAAAGUGUCGGCGAAUGUUAAAUUUCAAUGAUUUAAAUUUGAAUAUUGAGAGUGAGAGGAAAAGUCCAUUGAAAUGUUGGUCGUCAAUUACAUCAGCUUUAGGAAGCCAACCAGCCGGUCACUCAACUUUGAUCGACAUCAAUUUGUCUGGAGUAGCAGCUGGAGGUCAAGAUGAAGACUAUAAUUCACCUAAACAACUAAAAUCCAGUGAAAAGAAGAUUAAUUUUGAUUCGGUUGUUAAAAGUAAAAAUCUUAUCGUGGAAAUGAACUCAAAAGAACGUCCAGAGUCUAGAAUUAUUGAUGAUGAUAAUAAUUUUUGUCAGUAUUGCAGAGAAGUUGAUUUUUACAGUGAUUUAUCGGUGGAUAAAAAUAAAAAUUAUUCCAGCAAAGAGUCUAGUCGUAUUACGGGAUUCGGCAAAGAUUUGCAUCAGUUUUUGAAAGAUGUGAAAUCGAUCUUUAAAAUUCAAGAUAAUUAUCAUAAUUCCGAGGAUAAUGAUGAUACUGGUUGGGUUAAAAUGUCGGCGUUAAGAAGAAAUACGAGUGUCACUUUGAUUAAUAAAAUUAAUCAUAAUAAAGGAUGUUAUAGUUUUAUUUAA